CAUGGCGGACCUGAGCUUCAUCGAAGAUUCCGUCGCCUUCCCGGAGAAGGAAGAAGACGAGGAGGAAGAGGAGGAGGGCGUGGAGUGGGGCUACGAGGAAGGUGUUGAGUGGGGCUUGGUGUUUCCUGAUGCUAAUGGGGAAUACCAGUCUCCCAUUAACCUGAAUUCAAGAGAAGCUAGAUAUGACCCCUCACUGCUGGAUGUCCGCCUCUCGCCAAAUUAUGUGGUCUGCCGGGACUGCGAAGUCACCAACGAUGGACAUACUAUUCAGGUUAUCCUGAAGUCAAAAUCAGUUCUAUCGGGAGGUCCAUUGCCUCAAGGGCAUGAAUUUGAACUGUAUGAAGUUAGAUUUCAUUGGGGAAGAGAAAACCAGCGUGGUUCUGAGCACACAGUUAAUUUCAAAGCUUUUCCCAUGGAGCUCCAUCUGAUCCACUGGAAUGCCACCCUUUAUGGCAGUAUUGAUGAGGCCGUGGGGAAGCCGCAUGGAAUUGCCAUCAUUGCUUUGUUUGUUCAGAUAGGAAAAGAACAUGUAGGCCUGAAGGCUGUGACUGAAAUCCUCCAGGACAUUCAGUAUAAGGGGAAGUCCAAAACAAUACCCUGUUUUAAUCCUAACACUUUAUUACCAGAUCCUCUGCUGCGUGACUACUGGGUGUAUGAAGGCUCUCUUACUAUUCCGCCUUGCAGUGAAGGUGUUACCUGGAUAUUAUUCCGAUACCCUUUAACUAUAUCCCAGCUACAGAUUGAAGAAUUCCGAAGGCUGAGGACACACGUCAAGGGGGCAGAACUUGUGGAAGGCUGUGAUGGGAUUUUGGGAGACAAUUUUAGACCCACUCAGCCACUUAGUGACAGAGUCAUCAGAGCUGCAUUUCAAUAGCCAAAGAGAGCAGGACAAGUCCACCUUCUUUUGGGAGGAAGACAGUGGUCGUAUAGUGCCCUUGGAUGAGAAAUGGAAACUUCUGAGCUGCAGCUUCGGUUUAUGCUCAAAGCCUGCAUUGUUUGUCUUCAUCUAAUCCAGCUUUGAUGGACAUCUGUGGCAGUUGCCUGCACACGUGCUCGAAUGAAGUAUUAGAAAUGGCUAUACAUUCAAAAGAAACCCCGUAUUAUAUACCCACAUCACUGCUGCUAGUGUUCAUAUUUUUGCACAUACUGUUUAUUGCUUAUGUGUAGAAGAAAUGAAACUAGUUUCAGAGUUGUUAUUCUUGUGAAUAUAUAACAUGUAUUAAUAUUGAGACCAAAAAAUACAUUUCCAGCAUUAGCAGUCCUUCAUUUCCUGUCUCCAGAAUAAUGUAAUUCUUGAUAAUAAAUAAGAGUUUUGAUGAAGAGUAAUAUACAGCUUACAAGGGAAUGUAAAGGAUUAGUAAAAAAAUUAUAUCUCCCGUCAUUUUUCGGCCCCUCACACCACAUUGAUGUCAGGCUGGUUUGUUAUUAUGGAAAACAACUUGGGAGUUAAUGCAAGAACAUAAUACUCACUUUAUAUUACUUUCUUACGAACAGGAUUUACUUGAAUACAUGAAUCUAAUCAUGUUUAUUUGAUAGAAGCUGUGGUUUCUAGGAAUUUGAGAAAGGCAUAGGAAAUAAAUAGGACAAAAAGGAAAUGGUACCUUGAAUAGCAUUUUUUCCAUGAUAGAAACAUAAAUUUAAUAGUAUCCUAUAAUAAUUUAGUACUGUACAUUUUUUAAGACUUUAAAAAAUUCUAUGGA
Molecule: messenger RNA, 1700 nt
Organism: Hipposideros armiger (great roundleaf bat)
Lineage: Eukaryota; Metazoa; Chordata; Mammalia; Chiroptera; Hipposideridae
Gene: CA8
Product: carbonic anhydrase 8 (inactive)
Exons: 9
Coding region: 2-874 (290 amino acids)
Molecular function (GO): zinc ion binding; carbonate dehydratase activity
Source: RefSeq, a predicted model, not a curated record